AUGGAGAAUCAUAUGGAGGGUGUGCACUGGUGCAACAUGUGCUCUAAAAUGGUGAAUCCAAUGACUGAAGCUGAGAACAAAUGUCCAUUCUGUGAGACAGAAUUUUCUGAGGUAAUGGACAACCUAAGGGACCAGAAUGAAACUGUUGAUAUAAGAUCAGCUUGGGUGUUCUCACUUUAUGCCCCAAUCUUUCUAGGCUUGAUGGGUGCUUUUAGCCCUUCUCUUGCAAGCAUUGGUUCACAAGAAAGUAGCAGUUCAAGAGUUGAGGAAGAGGUUGAACAAGAGAGGGAAAAUGAACUUGUACUUGGGGGAAGGAGAAGAGCCUCAACAACUCCUAUGAUGCAUCUCUUUAGGGGUCUUCAUGUUAGGAUGGUGUCUGAAUCUGAGAACCAAGAAAACAAUAGGAACUUAGAUAGCAGUAUACUUGUCAUUGAUUCAUUCAAUGAAGGGGCCUUGAUUGUUAGAGGUCCUAACUUGAACCACACAAGUAGUCCGAAUGAGAACAUUGUUGGUUCCUUAAAUGACUUUCUUGUAGGAUCUAGCUUUGAUUUGUUGCUACAGCAUUUGGCACAGAAUGUCCCUAGUGGAUAUUCAAGUGUAAACCCUCCAGCACAGAAGGCAGCAAUUGAAGCAAUGCCUAGUGUGACUAGUGAGGAAAAGUUGCAGUGCACUGUAUGUUUGGAUGAUAUUGAGAUUGGGAGUGAAGCCAAGGAGAUGCCAUGUAAGCAUAAGUUUCAUGGUGAUUGCAUUGUCUCAUGGCUAAAGCUCCAUAGUUCUUGUCCAGUUUGCAGGUUUCAGAUGCCUUCUGAGGAUUCAACUGUUGAAGCCAUUUUGGGAAUUGGAAAUGGGGACACUCAGAACAGUGAGCUAGUCAGGGCUAGAGAAGAGAGAACUAGAAAUGGAAGGAGGCAUUGGUUUCCUAUGCUGCAGUCAUUUAAUAAUUUUCUUCCUUCUCCUUGA
Molecule: messenger RNA, 960 nt
Organism: Gastrolobium bilobum
Lineage: Eukaryota; Viridiplantae; Streptophyta; Magnoliopsida; Fabales; Fabaceae
Product: E3 ubiquitin-protein ligase SIRP1-like
Exons: 1
Coding region: 1-960 (319 amino acids)
Biological process (GO): protein ubiquitination
Cellular component (GO): cytoplasm
Molecular function (GO): ubiquitin protein ligase activity
Source: RefSeq, a predicted model, not a curated record